GUUCAAACUAUUCUACAUUUAGUAUGAUUUAUCCAUAUAUGGAAAUACUAAAAAAGUCAUUUGCACCUCGACCCGAUCAAGAAGAAACAAAAAAAUCUUAUCUCGAUUUAAUUUAUGGUUGCACUUUAUCUGAUGAAAAUGAUAGUUUAACUGAUAAUAGUUCUAGUUCUGUUAGUGAUAAUAAUAAUAUACCAAGUGGUGGAGCUCGCAAAUAUUGGCAAUAUGCCCAUAGACAAUUCCGUCAGCAUAUAAAAAGAGGAAGAAGAAAAAAACGAAUAGGACAAACCAAUAAUUCUGAUAAUAAUAAAAUUGAAUACUUGCCUGCUAUUAAUCCAGAUGGUUUAUUACUAAAGAUUCGCGCUGCUAUUUUUUUGUCUUUGGAUGAGCUUUGGACUGUACCUUCAGAUUUGGCUUUAAUUGCAUCUAUUCUUGAUCCACGAUUCAAAACCUUCCAAUGGGCACCUGAACAAUUAGGAUAUGCAAAAAAAUUACUUGAAAAUUCUUAUAUUGAGAUGAAAACAGCUAAUGAUUUAUUGAAUUUAAAUAAUUUUUCAAAUGAAACAGUAAAGAAAAAAAAUGAAACGGUAAAAAGUUCAACAAUUCAUGAUGAUGAUGAUGAAUUUUUUAGUCAAUUAAAAACAAUACCUCGACAAGCAUUAGAUUUAAUUGAAUUAGAUGAAAUAACACGUUACUUAGCUUUGGAUA
Molecule: messenger RNA, 705 nt
Organism: Dentiscutata erythropus
Lineage: Eukaryota; Fungi; Glomeromycota; Glomeromycetes; Diversisporales; Gigasporaceae
Source: the annotation of a GenBank genome assembly